Molecule: messenger RNA, 492 nt
Organism: Porites evermanni
Lineage: Eukaryota; Metazoa; Cnidaria; Anthozoa; Scleractinia; Poritidae
Source: the annotation of a GenBank genome assembly
AUGACCAUUUUCAUUUUGUUAGCGUUCUCCUGUCUCCAUAACACCGACGGCCGAUGUACUCCACAGGAUUGUCAGGUGAGUUCUUGGACUUAUUGGAGCUCGUGCUAUGGUGAGCGAUGCGGUGGACGAGGAGUCCAAAGACGAACAAGAUGGCAAGACAUCGUCCCAAGCUGUGGAGGAUCAGAAUGCCCGAUUUUGGAAGAAACACGGUCGUGCGACAGUGAACUCACUAGGCAGGACUGUCAGCUAAGUUCCUGGUCCCAUUGGAGUACCUGCUCAACUCCUUGUGGUGUGUCUGGUGUUGAAUCCAGCAGCCGGUACAAAAUAAUCACCGAACAAUGUGGUGGAUACUGCCCGUCAAUACUUCGUAAAACAAGGGCCUGUUUCGAAUUGAGCUGCCUCAACGGAGGGCGUUUGAAUCACGAUGGAACAUGCUCCUCUGCCGAGGGCUAUUCUGGACAAUGCUGUGAAGUGGAACCUGACGGUAAAUGA